Messenger RNA from Seriola aureovittata, 2921 nucleotides. RefSeq names its product IST1 factor associated with ESCRT-III (gene ist1). The record is from RefSeq and is a predicted model, not a curated record. The transcript is spliced from 10 exons. Lineage: Eukaryota; Metazoa; Chordata; Actinopteri; Carangiformes; Carangidae. Bases 109 to 1158 code for a protein of 349 amino acids. Gene Ontology annotation, biological process: protein transport.
CGUCAUUCAAUAUCAUCACGGAAGUGAACCAGGCGACGGAACACAGAAACCCAAAUAAGUUGUUGUCGCUUGACGAAUAUUUACAGAUAGUCCAUCAUCGUCAUCAUCAUGCUGGGAGGAGGAUUCAAAGCAGAGAGGCUAAGAGUGAACCUCCGGCUGGUCAUCAACCGACUCAAACUCCUUGAGAAAAAGAAAACCGAGCUCGCUCAAAAGGCAAGGAAGGAGAUUGCUGAUUACCUGUCAUCAGGAAAGGAUGAGCGGGCACGGAUCCGUGUGGAACACAUUAUCAGAGAGGACUAUCUUGUGGAAGCCAUGGAGAUCCUGGAGCUUUACUGCGACCUGCUGCUUGCUCGCUUUGGCCUCAUUCAGUCAAUGAAGGAACUGGAUCCAGGCUUGCAGGAAGCAGUGUCCACCCUCAUCUGGGCAGCUCCACGUCUUCAGUCAGAAGUGUCUGAGCUAAAGAUUGUAUCUGAACAGCUUUGUGCAAAAUAUAGCAAGGAGUAUGGCAAGCUGUGCAGGACAAACCAGAUUGGCACAGUCAAUGAUAGGCUGAUGCACAAACUGAGUGUGGAGGCCCCUCCCAAGAUCUUGGUGGAGCGUUACCUGAUUGAGAUCGCCAAGAACUAUAAUGUGCCGUAUGAACCUGACGCCAUGGUCCGGCCCGAAGUGGGUCAUGGAGAAGAGGCAGACCUGAUUGAUGUGGACACUGACAAGAAGUCUGGAGGAGGAGGAGGAGGUGGAGGUUUCAGUGCACCUCCUGCUGCUGCUAUGCCUAUGCCAAUGCCCAUGCCUAUGCCCAUGCCUAUGCCAACAGCUUUCAACUAUCCACCUCCCAAAGGAGCCGAACCAUUUAACGCUCCCGUCGGAACCUACAACCACUUCCAGCACCCCAUGGGAGGAGGGCAGCCCCCCCAGCUGCCCACUUCUCCCCCCACGUAUGAGUCUAUUGAUGACCUAACAGACAAACCUUCUGUUCCUUUCCAGGCUUUAGGUCCUGGGCCUUCGUCUCAGCUAUUUGACAACAACGCUCUCCCAGAGCUCCCCUCUGUUCCCGACACACUCCCCACAUCCUCCUUCGGCGGAAACACCACCACCUCGGAUGACAUCGACUUUGACGAUUUGACAAGGCGGUUUGAGGAGUUGAAGAAGAAGACUUAAUCGCUAUACCCCUGGUCUAUACACAAACACAUACACACACAGGCCUGUGUAAUCACCUAGACAGCUCAGAACAGGAAAUGAAAAAUGUUUAUGGCUCUGUAUCAGAUUUGGAUAGUUCUACUCCCCUUUCUAUGGUGAAGUAAUCUUACACAGAUAUUAAACAUACAUGUAUUCUUACCUCAUUUAUAUAGAUAUGACCAGCGUACUGAGGGUGCGGUUGCACAUUCAACCUUGUCAGAUAUCAGAAAUGUAAUUUCUAUUGGCAGUACCAGUGAGUACUAUAUGUUUUAAUUUCUUGCUAUAUAACACAACAUAAAUUAUACCAUACAAUCAUGUUAGUGUUGGCCCCUGUUCACUCCUCAUCACACUGACUUUUAACUUUUCCCAUUUGUCUGUGUGAUAUACGGUAUAAUCAAACCUAGAUUUUAAUUGUUGCUUUUCCUGGGGUUUUGGGUCUGACUAAAAAUUAACAACACAAGCCUUGAUUCUACUUUGCACAUGUUGUGUUGCUGUGAUCUCUGCCACUGUGUCUCUGAGUGCUGUCUCAGACCAGUCAAACAAGCCCAACCGGCCGCCCCAGUUUGGUGGGGAGCUGGCAUUCACGCUAGCAAAGUGUACAAAUUGUUUCCAAGGCGAGGCUAAAUUACCCAAGAAUUUUUUUUCAUUAAGGUAUCUGGACAGAUUGAAGCCAUAUUUUCAGUGUCCUGCACAGUAAUGCAGUGUUGUCACAGUGGAAAAGACGUUUUUCAAACACUCCUCACUUACUGAGCUUCUCAAACUUUAAGCUUUAUUCAUACCAGAAAAAGUUCAUGGUAACACAUGUCAGACCUGUUGUAUUCAUCUGUUACAGGGAUAAUGGGGUGCAGAGUAUGUAGUGUAUGGAAAUCUGUAAUAUAAUACAUUUACAGUGAUAUAGAUAGACCUAUUAACAUGAAUGAUUUACCUGUACAGCAAAAUGAGUUUGGUAGUAGGGAGUUGUUCAAUAUUUGACAAAUCUGUUUUAUAUACAGUAUCUCCAAAUAAAGUUGGGUUUUUUUGCCAUUUGAAUGUCAGUUUUACCAAAUACCUGCACUUUCUUAUCUUUGAACUACUUAAUUUGCAAGCAAAAUGUGUGUAGAAAAAAGCAGUCACACAAACAACCUAAUUUGAUUGAUAAGAUGCAAAUAUUGAUGCCAGAGUAUUAGGUUUGUGUUGUCCUCCUGUGUGCAUGUGUCUUAUACUGUGUGUGCACCACUGCCUUUGCCUUAGUUACCAUCUCUCAUCAGAGGCCUUGCCAGUCUGUACCAGGAUUAUGUAUUUGUUAUCUAUCGAGACUGGAUACGUUACGUGCAUUGAGUCUCAGUUGUUAAAAUUAGACUUUGCUUUAUUUGCUUUACCCGUAAAACGAUUAUCUAAAACCAGUUGAGUUGAAUUUUGCGUAUUGGGUUCAGACGUUGCUGCAACCUAAACACACCAAGCUCUGCUUGCAUGGCAAAUGAAUAGUGGCCUUGAAUAAAAUGAUUCAAUCUCUGGUAAGCACAUUGAAAAGCUUUCCAGCUGGGUGGUAGACAAAAGUUUAUUUAUAGGUUUUACAUGUGUUCGAGAAAGUAGAGGGAUUAUUAACACUACAGAACUGUGAUCUGCUCACUGUCUUUUCUAUGUUGGACUGUUCUUUCAUGCUAAACCUUGAGACACAAAAUGGUGUCUUGUUGCUAAAAAAAAAAUGAUUUUUUUCCCACUGUAUACUAAAAUACCAAUUUAAUAAAAGAUUACUUGGAACUGGA